Molecule: messenger RNA, 1899 nt
Organism: Nerophis lumbriciformis (worm pipefish)
Lineage: Eukaryota; Metazoa; Chordata; Actinopteri; Syngnathiformes; Syngnathidae
Source: RefSeq, a predicted model, not a curated record
AUGUCUGGAGGGGAAGACAGCGGGGCACAGCUGCAGUGUUGUGUGACGACAGAGCAUCUGAACGCCUCAGGACAAGCCACCCGGAGGCAGGUCAUCCGCAAGGCCUCUGUCCUUCUGGGACGCAAUGAGUUCCAGGAGCUCGUCCUUCGCAUCCACGAUGGCAAAGUGCCGCAAAAUUAUCCUCUGAAGAACUUCAAACUGUUCACCAAGUUCGCCCGUGACGGCAAGUGCACAGUCAAGCUGUUCCCUGAAAACAUCCAGGUGCUCAUCUCCAACUGCCCCCCUGACCAGCUCAGCCUCUUCCUGAAGACUCUGAGCAUUAAACACCAGGCUGGAAUAUCUGGCAAAACUCUGAGUGCGAGAGAGAAGCUCAAAGCCGGCCUGCCCCGCAGUUUUGAGGCCAUCAGCCCUCUUCAGCAAAAAGACAUUCAGAGAGUCUCUGAGCUCCGAAAUAAAGUACCACCUAAAGGCCUUUCGGACCGUACGAACAAGACCACAGGGUCAGGACAGCAGGUCAAAAGAUCGAGGAGUGAUUGCAAUUUCAGCCCUGUGAAAGACAACCCCAACAAAAAACCCAUCCUGUGUCUACCAACUCGUAAGCUUAACAAAGGACAGGCUGCUGUCCUCAAUGCUGUGUUGAGUGGAAAGAACGUCUUCUUUACUGGCAGUGCAGGUACAGGGAAGUCCUUCCUAUUGAAGAGACUAAUUGGAUCACUUCCCCCAAAGAGCACCUUUGCUACCGCUAGUACUGGAGUGGCUGCAUGUCACAUUGGAGGAACAACACUACAUAAUUUUGCAGGUAUUGGCUCAGGCUCAGCCCCACUGGAGCAAUGUAUCGAACUAGCACAGAGGCCCAGGGUGCUGCAGCAUUGGACUACCUGUCGACACCUGGUCAUUGACGAGAUCUCCAUGGUGGACGCUACUUUCUUUGACAAGCUCGAGUCUGUAGCUAGGUCUGUGAGGAGGUCCACUGAGCCUUUCGGGGGAAUCCAGCUGAUUAUUUGUGGAGAUUUCCUACAAUUGCCUCCUGUUUCAAAGGGAAAGGAAAAGGCCAAGUUUUGUUUUCAGGCCAGAUGUUGGCGUAAAGUCAUCCAGAUCAACUUGGAACUGACUGAGGUGCGACGACAAACGGAUCAGACCUUCAUCUCUCUCCUUCAGGCAGUAAGAGUGGGAAGGGUGACAGAACAGGUCACAAAUAAAUUGACGGAGAGCGCUUACCGUCAUAUCGACAGAGACGGUAUCGUAGCAACCAGGCUGUGCACACACAAGGAUGACGUGGAGCUUACUAACGACAACAAGCUUCAGCAACUACCAGGGUCUGCACGGCUGUUUGAGGCUGUAGAUAGUGACCCGGCCUUGGUAAGGACCAUAGACGCCCUCAGUCCUGUCAGCAGACUGCUUCAUCUUAAAGUAGGAGCUCAGGUCAUGCUGACAAAGAACCUGGACGUAACUCGUGGUCUGGUGAAUGGAGCCCGAGGGGUUGUGGUGGCGUUUGAGCCAGGAAAACAUGGACUCCCGCGCGUGCGCUUCAUGUGCGGCGUCACGGAGGUGCUGAAGUUUGAACGCUGGGUGUUUAAAUCGGGGGCUGGGACGCACCUGAGCCGACAGCAGUUGCCACUCAAACUGGCAUGGGCCAUUUCCAUUCACAAAAGUCAGGGAAUGACAUUAGAUUGUGUGGAAAUCUCUUUGGCACGUGUGUUCGAGAGCGGCCAGGCUUAUGUGGCCCUGUCUCGGGCUCGGAGUUUGGAGGGCCUGCGGGUUAUGGACUUUGACCCCCGCGUUGUUCGAGCAGACCCGGACGUACUUGCCUUCUAUAUGAAGUUGAAAAAGGAGCGGCUGCUGAUGCAGACUUCUAUUGAUGAGUAUGCUGACAUAAGUAACAAAGAGAACUUGUGGUGA